CUGUGUUUGGCGGCGCGGUGCCCGCUGGGAACAGGUCACCAUGGCGGCCCGUGUCCUCUCGGCCUGUGUCCGCCGCCUCCUGCCCCGGCCGCCCCCGGCUGCCCCGCGGCCCGCCGCGCUCAGCAGCCUCUGCCCCCGCCACCCGCGGGCCCCGGCCCCGCCGCAGCCGCAGGUCCGGCCUGGGGCGGCCCGGCGCUGCCCGCCGCUGCUGCCCGGUGUCCUGCGGGCGGGCGGGCCGCCUUGCCGACGCUUCUCCGACAUGCCGCCCCUCACCUUGGACGACAUCAAGGAGCGCGUCCUCUACGUGCUCAAGCUCUACGACAAGAUCGACCCGGAGAAGCUCACAGCUGAGUCCCACUUCAUGAAGGACCUGGGCUUGGACAGCUUGGACCAAGUGGAAAUCAUCAUGGCCAUGGAAGACGAGUUUGGGUUUGAAAUUCCUGAUGGAGAUGCAGAAAAGUUAAUGUGCCCACAGGAAAUAGUAGAUUACAUUGCAGAUAAGAAGGAUGUUUAUGAAUAGAAACAGUUCUUCAAAGGCGGGAGUUGUCUCUGCCACGAGGCCUGGGCUGGUGGCAGCGGGUGUGAAUGUGAACGCACAUGCUGAACUGUUGCUGCUUUCAUCGGAAAGUUGUACUUGGACGUUGUAUUUAAAACUGUCUGAAUCUGUUGUCCUUUAAAAACAAGAAAAAAAAAGGAAUAAAUAUAUAAGACCA
Molecule: messenger RNA, 713 nt
Organism: Columba livia (rock pigeon)
Lineage: Eukaryota; Metazoa; Chordata; Aves; Columbiformes; Columbidae
Gene: NDUFAB1
Product: NADH:ubiquinone oxidoreductase subunit AB1
Exons: 4
Coding region: 41-520 (159 amino acids)
Biological process (GO): fatty acid biosynthetic process
Cellular component (GO): mitochondrion
Molecular function (GO): acyl carrier activity; acyl binding
Source: RefSeq, a predicted model, not a curated record